AUGAAGCGUGGGAAACGCUUGGAUCCCCCGUCAGACGAAAGCAGCACUCCAAGAACGCUCAAAAGAACCCAUGAAUGCUCAGAGUGCGGGAAAUCCUUUGCUCGCAGGUCCCUCCUUUUGACCCACAGGAAGGUCCAUGUGGGAAGUGGACCCACUGAAGGUUUGGAGGGUGAGAAAUCUUUCUCUGGGAAAAGCUCCAAAGAUCUUAGAAGCCUCCCAACACUAAAACCCUAUAAAUGUGAGGAAUGUGAGUUAUGCUUUAGUCAAAAGUCGAGCCUUCGUACACAUUGGAAAAUCCACACUGGAGAGAAACCUUAUGAAUGUCUGGAAUGUGGGAAUUUUUUCUGUGAAAAAGCCACCCUCAGAAACCACGAGAGGAUUCACACAGGGGAGAAACCUUACAAGUGUUGGGAAUGUGGGAAGAGCUUUUCUCAGAACUCAAGUCUUUGGAUCCAUGAGAAGGUUCAUGCGGGAAUAAAAUCUUACAAAUGCUUUGAGUGUGGAAAAUGUUUCACCCAGAGUUCAACUCUUCGGAGUCAUGAGAAGACACAUGCAGGAAUAAAACCUUACAAGA
Pseudonaja textilis is the source of this 574-nucleotide messenger RNA. NCBI's taxonomy places the organism in Eukaryota, Metazoa, Chordata, Lepidosauria, Squamata, Elapidae. The record is from RefSeq and is a predicted model, not a curated record.